Micromonas pusilla CCMP1545 is the source of this 1365-nucleotide messenger RNA. RefSeq lists its product as uncharacterized. Lineage: Eukaryota; Viridiplantae; Chlorophyta; Mamiellophyceae; Mamiellales; Mamiellaceae. The coding region runs from base 1 to 1365 and encodes 454 amino acids. Gene Ontology annotation, molecular function: squalene synthase [NAD(P)H] activity. Gene Ontology annotation, biological process: lipid biosynthetic process; farnesyl diphosphate metabolic process. Gene Ontology annotation, cellular component: endoplasmic reticulum membrane. The record is from RefSeq and is a predicted model, not a curated record. The transcript has a single exon.
AUGGGCGCGUUAACGCUCCUCCUGAAGCAUCCGAGCGACUUCAUCCCGCUCGUGCGGGUGAAGAUGAUGGCGGACAAGGCGAAGAAGCUCCCGAAGGAGCCGAACCUCGCGUUCUGCUACGACAUGCUCAACAAAGUCUCGCGCUCGUUCGCGAUCGUGAUUCAGCAGCUCCCGCACGAGCUCCAAGACGCGGUGUGCAUCUUUUACUUAGUCCUGAGGGCGCUGGACACGAUCGAGGACGACAUGGCGAUCCCGGAGAAGACGAAGUGCCCGGAGCUGGAGAAGUUCCACCAGAAGAUCUACGACCCGAAGUACGUGUACCCGUGCGGGGAGAAGCACUACAAGAGGCUCAUGGACGAGUACACGAAAGUCACCGCCGUGUUCUUAUCCCUGAAGAAAGAGUACCAAGACGUGAUCGCGGACAUCACGAAACGGAUGGGUAAAGGGAUGUCGAACUUCAUCCGACGCGAGGUCGUGAGCUUGAAGGACUGGGACGAGUACUGCCACUACGUCGCCGGCCUCGUCGGGAUCGGCCUGUCCAACCUCUGGGCGAACUCGUUGCUGGAAGACAAGCGGUUCGCGAAAGAAGAAAACCUCUCGAACAGCAUGGGCCUCUUCCUUCAGAAGACGAACAUCAUCCGCGACUACCUCGAGGACAUCGUCGAAGAGCCCGCGCCGAGGAUGUUCUGGCCGAAGUGCAUCUGGAGCAAGUACGGCGAGACCCUCGACGUGUUCCGUCACCCGGAGAACCGAGACGCGGCGGUGUCGUGCAUGAACCACCUCAUCACGAACGCGCUGGAGCACGGUCUGGACUCGCUGGCGUACAUGAAACAGCUCAAGAACAUCGACGUGUUUCGGUUCUGCGCGAUCCCGCAGGUCAUGGCGAUCGCGACGCUCGCGGAGUGCUACGACAACGGGAAGGUGUUCGAGGGCGUCGUGAAAAUUCGCCGCGGUCUCUCCGCGCAGAUCAUGUUGAAAACGCUGGACAUCUACGACGUCGCGGUGCAGUUCAAAUCCUACUCCGCGGUCAUCGCGUCCAAGGUGAACGAUCGAGACCCGAACGCGACGGAGACGAGGAAAAACUUGAGCGCGAUCGUCGCGAAGUGCGACGAGAUCUUAGCCGAAGAUUUCCAGGGGUACCAACACAAGCACGAGCCGGAGCUGCCGCUGUACGCGAGGUUCCUGAUCACGUUCAUGACGAUCGCGUACGUGUGCUACGCUUUCCAGCUGUACGGCGUCCGCGAGCUCAUCGGCGUCGAGCCGAGCAGCACGGGGAUCGUUUUCGUGGACUACCUCGAACGCGGACUCAGCGUGUGCGCGUUUUUCACGUCGUGCGUCUUCCUCCUCACGGGGCAGAUGCUGUGA